Molecule: messenger RNA, 2432 nt
Organism: Mercurialis annua (annual mercury)
Lineage: Eukaryota; Viridiplantae; Streptophyta; Magnoliopsida; Malpighiales; Euphorbiaceae
Product: aminopeptidase P1
Exons: 16
Coding region: 249-2207 (652 amino acids)
Molecular function (GO): metalloaminopeptidase activity
Source: RefSeq, a predicted model, not a curated record
AAAAUGAUUAGAUGUGAUCACAGUUCCCAAAGUAUAUAAAAUUCAUUGGUAGUAUUGUACAUAAACAAAAACAGUCAUCCUCUAAUCACAGUCAAGUAGUGUAGUUAUAAGCAGUUACCACACAGUUCGCCAUUUUUUUUAGCUCUGCUGUGUUCUGUUUGCGUUUCGUCGUUAAUUUCCAACUAAAAAUUCUUAUAUAUCAUCUCCAAUAAACAUCUCGAUCGAGCUCGAUCGAUCCGAACAAAGAUAUGGCGGAAACUUUGAGUUCUUUAAGGUCACUAAUGGCUUCUCACUCUCCUCCUCUCGAUGCUUUAGUUGUCCCUUCUGAAGAUUAUCAUCAGAGUGAGUACGUUUCCGCUAGAGAUAAACGGCGUCAAUUUGUUUCUGGUUUCACCGGAAGCGCAGGUUUGGCGCUUAUUACAAUGACGGAAGCAAGACUGUGGACCGAUGGAAGGUAUUUCUUGCAGGCUACACAGCAACUUAGUGAUGAGUGGACACUUAUGCGUAUGGGAGAGGAUCCUCCUGUUGAUACUUGGAUGGCUGAUAAUUUGCCGGAACAAGCAUCUGUUGGUAUUGAUCAAUGGUGUAUAUCAGUAGACGCUGCACAGAGGUGGGAGUCUGCUUUUGCUGAAAAACAACAGAAGCUGGUUCAAACUAUAACCAACUUGGUAGAUGAGGUUUGGAAAGAUAGACCACCAGCAGAAACAAAUCCAGCUGUUAUCCAUCCAUUGAAAUUUACAGGUUUGUCAGUCGCAGACAAGUUGCAGGGUCUGAGAGAAAAGCUUAGAUUUGAGAGAGCUCGUGGGAUGAUCAUUGCAACACUAGAUGAGGUUGCUUGGUUGUAUAACAUUCGUGGCAGUGAUGUGUCCUAUUGUCCUGUUGUUCAUGCAUUUGCUAUAGUAACACUUAGCUCAGCCUUCCUUUAUGUGGACAAGAAGAAGGUCUCCAACGAGGUACACUCUUAUUUGAAGGAAAAUGGGAUUGAAGUUCGUGAGUACACUGAAGUGAGCUCAGAUGCUGUUUCGCUUGCAUCUGAUAAGCUUCGACCAUCUGCAGUCAAAGGAACUGAUGCUGAAAAGAUCCGUUCUUGUGAGACAUCCGUAGAAAAUGGUGCAUCUGAAUUAGAAGGAAACCAAAUUGACCUUAUAUGGGUUGAUCCUGGUUCUUGCUGCUAUGCAUUAUAUUCAAAGUUGGAUUCUGAUAAAGUUCUCCUGAAGCAGUCUCCUCUGGCUCUUGCAAAAGCUCUGAAGAACCCAGUUGAGUUGGAGGGCAUGAAAAACGCACAUAUUCGUGAUGGUGCCGCUGUUGUGGAAUAUCUCGUCUGGUUGGAUAAGCAGAUGCAAGAUAUUUAUGGUGCUUCUGGUUACUUCCUGGAAGGGGAAAGUGCAAACAAGAAAAAGGAUUCGGAAACUAGGAAACUCACUGAGGUGACCGUAAGUGACAAGCUGGAAGGUUUUCGAGCAUCAAAAGAGCAUUUUAGAGGCUUGAGCUUCCCUACAAUUUCAUCAGUGGGUCCAAAUGCUGCAAUCAUCCAUUAUUCUCCAGAAGCUGAAAGUUGUGCGGAGCUUGACCCAAAUAGCAUCUACCUUUUUGAUUCUGGAGCUCAGUAUCUGGAUGGGACAACUGAUAUAACUCGCACAGUACACUUUGGAAAACCAUCAGCACAUGAAAAAGCAUGCUAUACUGCGGUUCUCAAGGGACAUAUUGCCCUCGGUAAUGCCCGAUUUCCUAAUGGAACAAAUGGUCAUGCUCUUGACAUUCUUGCCCGCAUCCCUUUAUGGAAGUAUGGGCUUGAUUACCGGCAUGGCACUGGUCAUGGAAUCGGGUCUUACUUGAAUGUUCAUGAAGGGCCCCAUUUGAUUAGUUUCAGACCACAGGCUCGUAAUGUGCCCAUUCAAGCUUCCAUGACUGUAACAGAUGAACCCGGAUACUAUGAAGAUGGGAACUUUGGCAUAAGAUUGGAGAAUGUACUUAUAGUUAAGGAUGGUAACACACCAUUCAAUUUUGGUGAAAAGGGCUACUUAGCCUUUGAGCACAUUACAUGGGCGCCUUAUCAGAAAAAGCUAAUCGAUCUAAGUCUGUUAUUACCCGAUGAGGUCGAAUGGCUGAACACCUAUAAUUCAAGAUGCAGGGAUAUUUUGGCCCCAUAUUUAAACGAAUCUGAGAACGCAUGGCUGAAGAAAGCCACCGAACCUAUCGUCGCAUAAGGUGGAGUUUAUGUGUUCUGUCGUGGCAGCUCUUCCUGUGUAAAAGGGAAAUAAAGUGAAGAAACACUGAUAUAUCUCAGUUUGUUACUUUUACAGAUUCUUAAUUAUGAUUUUAUUUUAAUAUUGGAAAUUAAUCUUUAUGGGGAUCAGUUUGUAUUCCCGAUUUCUGUAACCUUGUCGAUCUUUUGAGGCUAUAUUUUGAAUUUUUCUACUUAUUUAUUAUCA